Molecule: messenger RNA, 2799 nt
Organism: Westerdykella ornata
Lineage: Eukaryota; Fungi; Ascomycota; Dothideomycetes; Pleosporales; Sporormiaceae
Exons: 3
Coding region: 462-2507 (681 amino acids)
Source: RefSeq, a predicted model, not a curated record
UAACAAGAACGAACCAUGUCUGACUCUGCGUAGAUGGUCAACUUCUUCCCAUCAAGAAACAGGACUCCAAAGAGGUUGAGGGCGCUGGACCUCGCCUGCUUCCACUGUCCACCAGGCAAAGCGAGAGCGCUGCAAGACUUGCUGUCUCAAGGACGACAAGCCGACUCUCCAUCGAGCGGUAUCUGAAUGCUCCUCUCGAGGAUGAACCCGCGUCUGUCCCUGCUAUCAAAGCAGCUCUUCAAAGGCAGUCCUCCGGCAACACUCUCCAUGCUCGAGUUCAUAGUCACUCUGGCCACUCGAGAGAGAGUUCGUUUGAACAGCAAUCCGAUGGUAGAUGGACUGCGAAAGCACCUGCAUCUACAGGGACAUCAUACAGUCUGGUCUCUAAGACAGACUUAACGCCCGUCCAUCGUCGGCGGAACAGAUCACGCGCGAAUCUGCCGGUUUUCUCCCCUGAAGAUAUGGAGUACGAUGCUGCCAAGAUGUCAUCGCCGGAACGGCCCACCACGAGUGGAACUGUGGAUGUUGAAGAGACCUGGGCCGACCAGAUGGAGCAUUUCAUCUCGGGCUACGAGAAGGCGGCUGACGCGCAUUAUCGAAUGAGGGCCGAGCAAGAGAUUGCAAGGAUUCAAGACAAGGCAAGGCGGUUAGAAGAGCAGAUUCGCAGAUACCAUGCCGAAAUGGAUGCUCCUGAACCAUUUGUGAGCAGAGUCACUGACGACGUGGCGUACCAGCAGAUGGCCUCGAAGCCGAAAUUGGCUUGGAUCCUAGGCGAAGAUGCGUCAGACGCCAAAUCCAUCGAGAGACCGAAAUCAAGUGGGAGUAUACUGACAGGCACGACGGAGGCACCCGAACGGCCGACCACAAGCGGCACUGUGGGCAGUGUCCCAUCAAGAAUUCCACGAAGAACGAAAUCCAGCGGCACUUUGGACGCUAGAGUUCGGCAGGAGGUCAUUGAGAGAAAAGCCGACAGCGGAGUAGAGCGGAAACCCAGCAAGCGGUCGAAGUUCUACUGCACUUUCUGCCUCAAGCGCUUCCACGGUAAAUUGGAGUGGAUGCGUCAUGAACAGACUAUCCACAUGCCCGAGGAACUCUGGGUCUGUUGUCCUCGGACAGGAGAAUUUCCUGAACGGUGUCCUUUUUGCGCGAAGAGCAACCCAAGUCCAUCACACCUUGCCGACCACAACUAUCUUUCCUGUCAAGAGAAGCCCCUUUCGGAGCGUACUUUCAGCCGGCAAGAUCAUUUUCUGCAACACAUUUCCCAAGUACACAAAGUCAGCCCGGGACAAAAGCCAGUUCGCCUGACUGAACUGCUUACAGCCUGGAGACAUCCAUUGCCCUUGAAAAGGGGUCACCAGGCGCUGCACUGCGGGUUCUGCGGCACCACCUUUGUGUCGUAUAGGGAGCGCACUGAGCAUGUCAGCAGACAUUUCUUGGAAGGAUUCGACAUGAUGUCUUGGUGGGAUGAGCGGGUCAGCCAUGAAGUGCCAGACCCGAGACCAAGUGAAGCCAUGCGUCGUAACCCUAAUCUACCGCACAAAUGCUUAUACUGCGAACGAGUAUAUGAGAGUCUUGCAGUUGCCCAGAAACUACACUCAGUCUGCACUAUGUGGUCGUGUAGCUUCCUCCCAGGAAUGCAAUAUACGAUCUACCCGGCCGGUUCCAAAGACAAUAUGCGAGCCGUCUGUUGCUACUGCAAUGAUAAUCUCGUCGAGGGCGCAGGAAAGGUCAAAAGCGCAGUGUUGAAGGAACAUAUCAAUCAGCACAACUUUCGGAAGUGUAAUCAGAGGCUCUAUUUCUCGGGCCAGCGGUUUCGACAGCACCUGCAGGACAGUCAUAAAACCAGCUAUGACGGGACACUAUCCGCCGGUUGGCCUCUGCUGCUGAAAUCAUGCCGAAGAUGCAAGCCGUCCGUUUUUGAAGCCCUCGCGGGAUCAGUCGAGGCCAGGCGAGCAUAUACCGAUCCCGGAAUGACUGGAGCCAAGCCGCUGCUACCCCAACUACCAGUGCCCAAGUUGAACUUCAUGGAUCUCUCAGAGACACCUCUGCAGCCAAAGGCGCCGAAGCGGAAACUGCGUCGUAAGGCAUCGGCGCAAACGGUGCCCGAGGGGAAGAGUCGGGAAAUUCGCGACUCUACGCACAUCUUCACGCGAGCAGCAACCGUUGAACUCGUAUAUGGGAAAACUGCCUCCCCUUCACCCCGUCUGGACGGGAUGCCUGGGGGAGGCCCAUCGUCGUUCCAACACAAGCCUGGGUUCCCUCAAUCGUCACUGCCUGUGGACGGAGUGAAGGCGUGCCCACAGUUUUAUCGACGCAGACUGGAUGCGUCGACGCGGAAUCGAGUUUACAUCAGGCACGGAGACGAUGGAGCGCUCUCCACCAAUGCGCAGAAGCUGUUCAGGAAGGUGCCCGGAAGUCUAUUCGGGGGACUGGUGCUGCACAGCUCGCUGGUAGGAGCCGUGCCAGUGAGGAUGACGAACUCGGUCGACAUCUAUUCCCUUCAUUAAAUGCUUCUUGCAUUUCCUGGGAAUAUAUCGGACAAACUUUGUACCUAUGCUCCUGGAGAGGACGUCACUAUUACUUGCGGGUAUCUGAGACAUCUAUCUUGGAACCCACUGGACCUGCAUCGCACGUGGCUACGGCCCUUCGCCAACCCUAUCCCGUUACCGCUCCUUCCGCUCACCCUAGAUUACACAGUACAUCGGCCAAGUUCGGUCCAACCAGCGAUGGCGGCCGUUGUCGGUCACAGGAGUCAUGUCCCGGCUGACAAACCGUCGAACCGUACUUUGGGUCCUUGCC